Messenger RNA from Tympanuchus pallidicinctus (lesser prairie-chicken), 986 nucleotides. RefSeq names its product goosecoid homeobox 2 (gene GSC2). Gene Ontology annotation, biological process: regulation of transcription by RNA polymerase II. Gene Ontology annotation, molecular function: RNA polymerase II cis-regulatory region sequence-specific DNA binding; DNA-binding transcription factor activity, RNA polymerase II-specific. The record is from RefSeq and is a predicted model, not a curated record. Gene Ontology annotation, cellular component: nucleus. Bases 1 to 600 code for a protein of 199 amino acids. The transcript has 3 exons. Lineage: Eukaryota; Metazoa; Chordata; Aves; Galliformes; Phasianidae.
AUGUCUGCAGAGCCCACGCUGGAUGCCAGCUCAGGCAGGAGAGCUGUGCAGUGCUCCUUCAGCAUUGAGAACAUCCUCGCCAGCCCGGCAGAGAGGAGCCCCCAGGUUCUGGUUCCACUCUGCCUCCAGAGCAUCCUGGACUGUGCACCCAAGGGGCUGUGUGAGCUGGAGGGCAUUGCCCUGCAGGAGGAAGAGGACGAGGAGGAGGAAGAAGAGCUGGAAGAGCUGACCGUCCCCCUCCUUGCAGACACCAGGUUCCCUUGGCCCAUGCGACUGCUCCACUCGGCGGUCAGAGGCUGCAAGAGCCCUCAGGGCAGCCCCAGCGAGCUGCAGGCCUUCCAGCAGAUCCAGCGCAGGACGCGCCGCCAUCGCACCAUUUUCACCGAGGAGCAGCUGCAGGCCCUGGAAACACUUUUCCACCAGAACCAAUACCCGGACGUCAUCACCAGGGAGCACUUGGCCAACCGCAUCCACCUGAAGGAGGAGAGGGUGGAGGUCUGGUUUAAGAACCGUCGAGCCAAGUGGAGGCAUCAGAAGAGAGCAUCUGCCUCGGCAAUGGUCCUUCAGGGCAGCGCAGAGCCGCCCAAGGAGAGCUGCUAACGGCCCUGCGGGAGGGGAGCAGCGGGGCCGGGCUUCAGAGGGCGGGAUGGGUGAACGCAGGCGGGGCUCCUCCGAAACCCGGCCUGUGUGCUGAGCCCUGUUGAAGUGAUGUGGCCCUCAGAUGCUGAAGCGAGCACGAAGCUGACAGGUGGUGUGGGGACCGUGCCUGUGCUGUGCACGUGAGCCCCGGCCGGGAUCCCCGGGCUGCACUGCUUGUGUUUGUGUCAGCUCUGCUUUAUGAACACGUGCCAAUGAAGGCUGUUCUCAGCACUCCGUGGCUUAGAGCAUCUCUUCGGGGCUCCCAGGACGAGGUGCCUCGCCCCAAGCAAUGCCGGCCAUGCCUGUGCCCCUUGCGCGGGCAAAGACCCGCAUCCCUCACCACAUAC